Molecule: messenger RNA, 792 nt
Organism: Mobula hypostoma (lesser devil ray)
Lineage: Eukaryota; Metazoa; Chordata; Chondrichthyes; Myliobatiformes; Myliobatidae
Product: lens fiber major intrinsic protein-like
Exons: 4
Coding region: 1-792 (263 amino acids)
Biological process (GO): water transport; transmembrane transport
Cellular component (GO): plasma membrane; apical plasma membrane
Molecular function (GO): water channel activity
Source: RefSeq, a predicted model, not a curated record
AUGUGGGAGCUGAAAUCCAUCGCCUUUUGGAGGGCAGUGUUUGCAGAAUUUUUUGCCACCAUGCUCUUCGUGUUUUUUGGACUGGGCUUUACGAUGCGAUGGUCUCCGGGCCCCGUCAACGUGCUGCUGGUUUCUCUGGGGUUUGGCUUUGUCCUGGCUGCCCUGGUACAGGCUGUGGGACAUGUCAGCGGGGCGCACCUCAACCCGGCUGUUACCUUCGCUUACCUGCUGGGGGCGCAACUGAGCAUGUUCCGCUGUGUGAUGUACAUAGCAGCUCAGCUCCUCGGGGCAGUGGCAGGGGCAGCUGUGUUGUUCGGGGUCACCCCUCCUGCUGUACGGGGCAACCUAGGGCUCAACACGCUGCAUGCCGGAGUGGGUAUUGGCCAGGGCACAGUCGUGGAGAUAUUCCUUACUCUUCAGUUUGUCCUCUGUAUUUUUGCCACAACAGACAUUCGCAGAAAUGGAUUCAUGGGUUCAGCAGCCAUGAUUAUUGGCUUUUCACUCACUGUAGGUCACUUCUUUGGGCUUUAUUACACUGGAUGUGGAAUGAAUCCAGCAAGGUCCUUUGCACCAGCCGUACUCACUAGAAAUUUUGGAAAUCACUGGGUAUACUGGGUAGGCCCUCUGAUAGGAGGUUCUAUUGCAGCUCUGCUGUAUGAUUUUAUCCUGUUCCCCAGAAUGAGAGGGAUCUCAGAGAGAUUGGCUAUUCUUAAAGGAGCUCAUCCCCUUGAAGCUGAUGGACAACAGGAACCUCGGAGUGAUCCCAUUGAACUCAAAACACAAGCCUUAUAA